AUGCAUAAUUACGGACAUAUUGAUGGGGAUAGUGGAUUGAUGACAUCAUAAUUCCAUCUUGGGGAUUCUCCUAAGGCCAUGAUAGAUUACAGUCAUAGUGAAAGAAUUGAAACUUUAGUUUAGAAAAGCAUUAUGCAAACAGAGAUUAGAAAACGUAGAACAGGAGAAUCCUAAAGUCUUAUAGAACACUCGAAUAUGCAAUUAAAUGGUCAUCUAUUACCUUAAAUUACUUUAAAUUGUUAAUCUCCAGCAGUAUUUGAUUAGAUAGCACUUGAACUUAAAUAAUAGUAAUUUAUAUUUGUUAAUAUUUUAAGUAAUUACACUUGUAUUAUGAGAGAAGCUAAUUAAAUGAUGUUUCUUUAAACUAAGCUUGAUUCUUUUUGUUAAAAGAUCAUUAAGAAUGUGUGUACUCCAACUUACAUAGCAAGUUAAAGUAACAAUAGCCUUAUUUUGGUUAAAUAUUCAAAAUAGAAACUCAAAAUUGAUGCAUUAUCUGGAGUAAAGAUAAUUAUUAUAAUAAUUAGAAUUAUAAAUUGAAUGAAGAUGUAUUAUUAUCUGUAUGUUUUGUGGUUAAAAGAUAUAAUCAAACACAUAAGGAUUUUGAGCCUGUAGAUGAUAUGAGUCAUAUUAAUCCAUUUGCUAUUACAGCAAUUUCAAUGAAUAGAAUUUAUAUUUAUUUGGAAGACAAUUAAGAGUUUAAAUAAAAGUUGAAUGCUAUUUUAAAAGACAUUGAUUCAAUAGCUAAGCCAAAGAAAUAAUAAUUAUAGAAAUAUAUGCAAGAAAGUUCGUAAUUGGUUCUUGAUACAUUUUAGCAGUUUAAAUAAAAAACAUUGAAAUAUGAUUAUCAAUAUUAUUUGAUGGCAAUAGAGAAAGUAGUGUUUGAAUCGGUUUAUGAUAAGCUAUUUCAUUUUUAUAUUGAUUUCAAUGAAAAGAAUGAAAAUCAAUUUAACAUCAAAAAGUAUUGAUAAAUGAAAAUAGAGAUAAAAAAUUAUUGCCAAGUGUAGUGAACAUGAAACCAUGGAAUUCCUAGAAAUAAAAAAUAAAUAUAGAUUAAAUCAAUAAUAUUGGAAUGGGAUUGCUGAAUUAAAUAAAGUGGAUAAAUCUACAAAUCCAAGAGAUAAACUUAGAUCAAUAUAAUAAAUGAUAUGUCUAAUAAAAUGUAUAGAUUUUAAUAUAUAAUAUGAUUAGCUAUAAUAUAUGAAAAUAGUAAUUGUGAAUUAUCAACAAUGGAUGAUGAAUUACCAGUUAUGAUUUACAUCAUCUUAUAUAGUGAAUUUUAGAAUAAAUUUGCAUCUAUUCAUUAUGUGGAUGAUUUUUGUAAUACUGAUCCCACAAUUGAAACUGAGAAAAGAACAGUAACUACUCUUAGAGUUUCUUUAGAGUAUAUUGCUAAUGAUUGGUAAAUUUGA
Paramecium primaurelia is the source of this 1409-nucleotide messenger RNA. The record is from the annotation of a GenBank genome assembly. Lineage: Eukaryota; Ciliophora; Oligohymenophorea; Peniculida; Parameciidae.